Monascus purpureus is the source of this 1792-nucleotide messenger RNA. The record is from the annotation of a GenBank genome assembly. Lineage: Eukaryota; Fungi; Ascomycota; Eurotiomycetes; Eurotiales; Aspergillaceae.
GCAAACUCUGUUCAAUUCUGCAUCUCCAGUGGUUUCGCCUCGAGCGAACCCUCGCGAAACACGCAACCGCCCUGCGCACCACGGGCCAUGGUUCGCAGCCUUAUCUGAAACCGUGAGGAUCAGCAUGGGCGGCAACGUGUUGGACGAUGCGCAACCAGCCAUGGUUCAGCAGUGACAUCCUGUGGCUCAGACUCCACAUGGCUCUGUUGCUGCAGAUGGGUCAAUAGCCGCUGAUCAUUCGCUGCAUGGCUCAUGCUGGACGCGUGUUGGAGUGGGAACGGAAUGCAAGGUUGGAGGCUAUUCUAGGCCAUCCCUCCCUGUUUUUGGUGAGGACUAUUCUUAUUCUUUACUGACGAUGCUGUUGCUUCCUUGCAAGCCGAGUCUGGCCAUCACCAGACGCUGCUUUAUAUCCCGUGUCCCUUCCUUCUCUCCUUGUUCUUCAAUCCCGAAGGACAUCUCUGCUAACUCCAUUUCCUACUCAAGCAGUCAUCUAAACCCCUCAAUCCGGUGGGUAUGUCAUGACGUCGCUGCCGUCGCAACUGCCUCCUCUCUCCUGCAGGAACGCCUGUCAGCUCCAUGUUGCUAAUUAUAUUCCUGCUUUUACAUAGCUCUCUCUCGAUCUCUCUCAAACCACCAACUCUGGCUGCAUGACUGGCCUGGUUAUGGAUGAUGCUUCGUCAUCUGCCGUCAUGCAACCUACCGUCCCUUCUUCAACAAACCGCAAAUCCCCGCAUCCCGUCACUCCCAAACACAGACACACCAGCUCCCGAACCUCAUCCGUCUCGCAUUCUCCAACCGGUCAUUAUCAUCGUCGCUCAUCAUCGCAUGGCACAGCAGAACGCCCUGCGCAAGCCAACCUGCGCCGCGCAAGGGAGUCGUCCUUGUCGCCGACUUCCCUCAAUCGCAAGCCUGUAGCUGCCGUCCCGCACAGGAGGCGCGAGGACCUUCUAGCCCUGCAUCGGGAAUCCUGUCGGUUGUUUCAAGACGACCCGCACUCGAACCCAUCCCAACCUUCUCCACCAGAAAUCGCCUCGCAUCCUCUAACCGAACCAAUCAGCGACGGCUACGAACACAUGUCAAACAGCGGUCCCCAGCAGUCAUCUUCUCUUCCUCUUCCCGUCCGCCCUUCCGAGGAGAGUCCACUCGCCGACGGCCCUACUGAAUCAGACGUUGACUCGGCCCGCAGGGACUCUGGACUCAUUCCGAUCAACGCACCCUCCACCAACACCCAGGACACCGUGAUCGACUGGAUGACCCCUUCGACACGGCGACGCGAGUAUGCGAAGAUUGACCGCGCCAACCGCGGAGUCAGGGGUUGGUGGCGACGGGUAGCGCCCAAGUGGUGCCGGCGUCAGGAUAAACGGACACCGUUUUUCGAGGAGAAGAACGGCAAGGCUAAUUACGAGGGAAGCGUGCGCCGGUUUCGCAUGGAUCUCCCUGAUGACGAUGAACAUGGUCAACCGCAGGUCGGACGGACGGGGAGUUUUCCCAGCGUGAGGAGCCACCUCCUCUCCAAGACAGUAAAUCCGAGCAAGGGGAGAAAGAGACGAUGGUUCUGCGCGUGGACUGAGUGAUUUGACGGUUUAAUAUGAUCCUCUACGCUUUUACGUACGGUAUGCAGCGUUCUUAAUACUCGGAUGUAUGGUCCUGCGGGCAUGGGAUUCAGCAUUUGCAUUGCUGGUGUUUGUUGAUGGCAUUCUUGAUACCCGGCCAUCAUGUUGUUUAGUUGAUACUGGAAUUAUCGCUUAAUUAAGUAGUAUUAAAAGAAUACGAAUGCUUUUGAAUCGUGGAA